GCCAGGUCAUUUGAGCAUAGGCAUAAGGUAGACUGAGCAGAUCUCAGCUAUUCUUGUCUUUUUCUAGCAUUCACUGGACAUCCACUGAGUGAAGAUGCAAAACGGCACUGAAGGACACAAUUUCUAUGUCCCCAUGUCCAACAGGACUGGACUUGUACGAAGUCCUUUUCUAUACCCACAGUACUACCUGGCACCUAAAUGGCAAUUCUAUUGUCUUGCUUUCUACAUGUUUAUCUUAAUCUGCCUUGGAUUCCCCAUCAACGGUCUGACCUUGUAUGUCACAGCCACGAACAAGAAGCUAAGACAACCUCUCAACUUCAUCCUGGUCAACUUGGCUGCAGCUGGAAUGAUCAUGGUCCUUUUUGGAUUCACCAUCACUAUCACAUCAGCUCUAAAUGGCUACUUUAUCUUUGGGCCAAUGGGUUGUGCUAUUGAAGGCUUUAUGGCUACUCUUGGAGGUCAAGUUGCCCUGUGGUCUCUGGUAGUGCUGGCUAUUGAGAGAUACAUUGUGGUCUGUAAGCCCAUGGGCAGCUUCACCUUCACUGCCACCCACGCUGGUGUUGGUGUUGCAUACACCUGGAUUGCUGCUUUUGCUUGUGCUGGUCCUCCACUGUUGGGCUGGUCCAGGUACAUCCCAGAGGGUAUGCAGUGCUCAUGUGGACCUGACUACUACACACUGGCUGAAGGCUACAACAAUGAAUCCUAUGUGAUCUAUAUGUUCACAUGCCAUUUCAUCACCCCAGUGUGUGUGAUAUUCUUCACUUAUGGAAGCCUUGUCCUCACAGUCAAGGCAGCUGCAGCUUCCCAGCAGGACUCCGCAUCUACCCAGAAAGCAGAGAGGGAAGUCACACGUAUGUGUGUUCUUAUGGUUGGUGGUUUCCUGAUCGCCUGGACGCCCUACGCCAGCCUUGCCGCCUACAUCUUCUUCAACAAAGGAAUUGCCUUCUCUGCCCAGUCCAUGGCUGUCCCUGCUUUCUUCUCGAAGAGCUCGGCCUUGUUCAACCCUUUUAUCUACGUGGUGAUGAACAAACAGUUUCGUGGCUGCAUGCUGGCUGCUGUAGGAAUGAAAGCAGAAGAUGAUGAGACUUCUGUUUCAGCUAGCAAGACAGAAGUGUCUUCUGUGAGCCCUGCAUAAAGACUUUCCCUCAUCCUCCAUAUUCUGCCCACUUAUUUCUACUUUUGUCUGAUGCUCAGGGUCGCCAGAUUUCACUGACAGUGCACUACCCAAUUACAGCCAAAAUCCCACGUCUCCACAGAAAACCCUAUCUGUAAAUAGACCCACCCAAGCCCAUUUUGAAAACUGCCCCAUCUGGCAACACUGCUGAUGCUCUACAUGGAAUGGAUUUGAAGACCAUUCUUUGACCACAUUAUGUGCAAAUUAUUAUCUUGGCUUGCAACAAUUGGACUGUGUCACACCCAAAUAAAAUUAACACUACAAAUAACUGAAGUAAAGUUUCAGGUUGUAACAGAAUCAAGGCAGUGUAUUUACAUUUAAUUUGAUCACAUUUCUGGUUUUCUUUGCUCUCAGUGAAGAAACAACUCCCCAAACAAGGCAACAUAGAAUCCAGUCUCUGAGGGCACACCAGAUGAAGACCAUCUUUGGUCAAGUGUGAUUCAAUCUGCACUGUCUUUGGAAAAAAAAUUAUAUUCUUCACAAAUAGAUGAGCACGGAUGUCUGUUUUGAUGGAUCAUGAGAAAAUAUUUAAUUUUUUAUAGUACUAGUAAAUAAAUGCAUGCAUGAAAAUA
Esox lucius (northern pike) is the source of this 1746-nucleotide messenger RNA. RefSeq names its product green-sensitive opsin-4. The record is from RefSeq and is a predicted model, not a curated record. Gene Ontology annotation, biological process: G protein-coupled receptor signaling pathway; phototransduction; visual perception. Gene Ontology annotation, molecular function: G protein-coupled receptor activity. Gene Ontology annotation, cellular component: membrane; photoreceptor outer segment. The coding region runs from base 95 to 1135 and encodes 346 amino acids. The transcript is spliced from 5 exons. Lineage: Eukaryota; Metazoa; Chordata; Actinopteri; Esociformes; Esocidae.